Messenger RNA from Papilio machaon (common yellow swallowtail), 2995 nucleotides. RefSeq lists its product as uncharacterized. Gene Ontology annotation, biological process: DNA integration. Bases 77 to 2965 code for a protein of 962 amino acids. The record is from RefSeq and is a predicted model, not a curated record. Gene Ontology annotation, molecular function: nucleic acid binding. Lineage: Eukaryota; Metazoa; Arthropoda; Insecta; Lepidoptera; Papilionidae. The transcript is spliced from 2 exons.
GAUCCUGUGGAGACAAAAACAAAGGCGGCUGUUGCAGAGGAGGUGCUAGCAUCAUUCAAUGAGAGUGUGAAUAUUAAUGAAGAAAACAGGUUUCAGAACAGGGGCAAUUGGUAUCACAGCUGAUAUACAAAAGGCAUUUUUACAAAUCAGCAUUUCCCCAGCUGACAGAAACUACUUGAAAUUUUUAUGGUGGGAAAAUGAAGAUUGUAACAAUGUUAUUGUUUAUAGACAUUGCAGAGUGGUAUUUGGAUUAACAUGCAGCCCAUUUUUACUGUCUGCCACACUCAUACAUUACCUGAACAGUAUAACAGGAGCAUAUCAACAGUCGGCACAGCUUCUGAAAAAAUCAUGGUAUGUAGAUAAUUGUAUAACAAGUUUAGAUACAGAAGAAGAAGCAAGAAAAUUCAUAGCGGAGUCUAAGCAUAUAAUGAAUGAGGCGAAAUUCAACUUACGCAUGUGGGUGACAGCUCCACUGGAAAUUAAUGAAACAGGUAAAGACAUAGUACCAAUAUUAGGUCUCAGCUGGGAUACUAAGUCUGAUCAGCUGUACUGCAGCAACAUAGACAAUUUACCGGACUCGGAGGAUAUAAAACAGCUUACAAAAAGAGAUUUAUUGUCACUGACACAAAAGGUUUUUGACCCAAUUGGAUAUACUUCACCAGUUAUGUUGACACCUAAACUUAUUUUACAAGAAACAUGGAAAAACAAUAUGUCAUGGGAAUCUCCUCUCGAUGCCGAUCUAAUGAAAAAAUUCCAUGAGUGGUAUAAAACAUUUCAUUACUUAAAGAACUGUAAAAUUCCAAGGAGAUUGACCGAGGACACAAUGAAAGAGUGUGAAAUUAGCUUACAUUUAUUUUGUGAUGCAAGCAAGGAUGGGUAUGCUGCAGGUGUGUUACUUCGUGCUGAAAAGAAUAAAAAGGUGACUACACAACUAAUUUCAGCCAAGUCCCGUGUCACACCUCCCAAGAAGAUAAGCAUUCCCAGGUUAGAAUUACUAGCUGCAUUGAUAGGCGCAAGGCUGCUCACACAGGUUAGAGAAAACCUCAAUUUACAACAUUGUUCUGAAUACUGCUGGACAGAUUCAGCUGUUACUCUGUGUUGGAUCAAUCGAGAAUUACCCUUGAACACAUUUGUAGGUAACAGAAUAAAAGAAAUUAGACAACAUACUAAUACCAACAAUUGGAGACAUAUUCCAGGUGAACACAACUGGGCGGACCUGGCAUCCAGAGGCUGCAACGCGAAGACCCUACUCGAGACCAGAUGGUGGGAAGGACCGGCUUGGCUGCGUCUGGAGCCGCAGCAAUGGCCGAAGUCCAACUUCACAGUUGAUGAGCUGCAGGUACACCUGGAAACUAAAAAGAUUGUGAGUAAUAUACAAGUAUGUUGUAAUGAGAGUUUUAUAAAGAAAAUACAAUAUUUCUCUAAAUAUUCAAAGAUGAUAAGAAUGGUUGCAUGGAUGUUAAGGUUCAUAUAUAAUACACAGCAUUCACAAAAUAAGAGAAAAGGAGAAAUAACAUAUAGUGAGUAUAAUAAUGCAGAGAAAACAUUAGUUAAAUUAAUUCAAAAUACAAACAGUGAAAUAAAUAAGGAAAAAAGUGAGCAUUUAACACAAUAUUUAGAUAAAGAAGGAUUAAUAAGAAUAAAAACUAAACUUACCAUAUCAGAUUUUCCAGAAACAACUAAAGCACCCUAUUUGUUGUGGGCAAACAACCCAAUUGUGACAGCCAUGGUGAGACAGCGCCAUGAACAGCUCCAGCAUGUGGGAUCAAAUGAACUGAUUACAGACUUAAGAGCGAGGUUCUGGAUCAUCGGUAUACGUAGAUUGGUAAAAACAAUAAUAGCCACAUGUGUCAUUUGCAAACGAUACAGAGCGAAAGCCAGCCGAGCACCAACAGCACCACUGCCCCCAGAGCGCACCAGCUGUUCUGCUGCCUUCCAGACCACAGGCGUAGACUUAGCGGGUCCUCUGUUUCUGCGUAACGGCGAAAAGUGUUGGAUUGUGAUAUACACAUGCGCAGUAUAUCGCGCUGUUCAUCUAGAGUUAACAAGGUCACUCUCCACGGAGGCCUUCAUCAUGACUUUACGACGAUUCGUAGCACGAAGAGGCCGCCCAGAUUUAAUGAUGUCAGAUCAAGGAACAAAUUUUUGUGGCACAAAAAACUUAAUUUUGUCUCUAGAUUGGGAGGAGGUGCAGCGUCACUCCACUGUGCGACGCAUAUCGUGGAAGAUGAAUGCACCAUCUGCUGCCUGGUGGGGUGGCUAUUGGGAGCGCCUUAUAAGAAUUAUGAAGGAUCUUCUACGACGCAUAUUAGGUAAAUCGACAGUAUCAUAUGAGGAGCUUGUUACUUUAUUAUGUGAGUGUGAAGCAAUAAUGAAUGGACGACCACUCACAUACAUCAAUGACGAUAAAAAUAGUAAUUUAGAGCCACUCACCCCAGCACACUUUAUACAACCAUCAUGUAAUACUGAAAUGUCAGAUUUUGAUCAAAUAGACAAAGAAAGUUUAAAUAGACGACUUAAGUAUUUACAAGAACUCAAAGAACAAUUUAAAAGUAGAUUCAAGAAUGAAUAUAUAACUCUAUUAGUUCAGAAAGGCAAAGAAAUAAAAGAUAGUGUAAACAUAGGAGAUAUAGUACUGAUAGAAACCGAAGAGAAACGAAUAAAAUGGCCUUUAGGUAUUGUUAUAGAUCUGUUCACAGGUAGAGAUGGAGUAGACCGCACAGCCAGGGUAAGGACUGCCAUCGGCACAAAAAUCCGUCCGAUACAGAGACUGUACAAGCUGGAAGUCUCCAAUUUCACAGGUGACAAUGUUUCUUUAAGUCAAAGUCCUAUUUCUUCACCUUCAGAGGAGAAUUCUCCUGAAAUCAGUCAUUUGUGUCCUGAGAUAUCUGUAGCCCCAGUAGAUACUAAAAGCCGUAGCGGUAGAACGAUCAAGAGGCCGAGUAAAUAUGAUAUUUACGUUUAAUUUCAUUUUGCUAAUAAUAUUUUUACGUGU